Messenger RNA from Fonsecaea pedrosoi CBS 271.37, 510 nucleotides. RefSeq lists its product as uncharacterized. The coding region runs from base 1 to 510 and encodes 169 amino acids. Lineage: Eukaryota; Fungi; Ascomycota; Eurotiomycetes; Chaetothyriales; Herpotrichiellaceae. The record is from RefSeq and is a predicted model, not a curated record. The transcript has a single exon.
AUGCAGAAACCAUCUCCCGCAUCACGGAGGCCGAGAAAGAGAUUACGGGCGCUGACACCGCGGUCAAGGGUGGUCCUACCGCCAAAGCUCAGUCCCAUGCUGGCGAGACCAUCAACUCCCAAACCCUUGCAUGAUAUCACUGAGGGGGAAAAGAGGAUCACUGGUGGUGAGCGGAUAAAAGGCGGUCCCACCGCCACAGCUCAAAGCAUUCUGGCCCAGGAACGCAAUGAAACCUCUUCCGCCGUCUCUUCCGAACAACCCUCCAGCGGGACACUUGACAGCAACACAAUCUCCAAGAUUACUGCGGCUGAGAAAGAUAUUACUGGUUCCGAAACCCCGGUGUGGGACGGCCCGACUGCUCGAGCUCAGAAGCACGCCAAUGAACCUAUCAAUCAUGACACACUUCACGAUAUUACAGAGGGGGAGAAAAAGAUCACCGGGAAACAACGCCCAGUUGCUAGUGGACCUACCGCGACCGCUCAGAGCGAGCUGACGAACAGUCGAUCUUGA